AUGGCCGCAGCCGACACUACCCGCACCGCAUCACCGACUCCAAACAACGACAUUCCGCGGGACCAUGACGACCAACAGCAAGUCACGCUUCCCCCAUCCUUGGACGUGCGCUUCUCUACCCCUCACAUUGAUGAGACCUGCCAUGAUGUCAAGACGAGUAGCCAUCGCCAGCCUCGCGGGGGGCUUGCUCAGGUGCUUGCAAGUGAGCCAUCCCCCGCCCACCAGCGACCAAACGUUCCCAACAAAAAUGCCUACCAUGACAUACUACAUUCCUGGAUGGGCCUCCACCGCGCGUUCCGCGAGCCUGCCGCCCCGUGCCGCCGCCCCCGUGCGCGCUCCCAGCCGCCGCACUACGACACCUUUCCCUACAGCAGCGCAUGCGACGAUGGUGUCUGCUGCAGCACCCCGGCAACCAAUACCGCCGCGUUCAGUGCUGCGAUGGGCUACAUGAUCCUGGAGCCGUACAUCAACGGCCUGCUCAUCUGCGUGCCCCUCGGCAUCUCCUCGUACUGGGCCGCCGCGCCGUCCAUUGUCGUCUUCACCGUCAAUGCCCUGGCCAUUGUGCCCCUGUCGGCGCUGCUCACGGAUGCCACGGAGCGCAUCGCGCUCGAGGCCGGAGAUGCCGUCGGCGCCUUUUUGAACAUCAGCUUGGGCAACAUCGGGGAGCUGAUUCUCUUGUCUGACUCUGAAAGUUUUACCCUCAUGAAUGGACACGUAAGGAUCGUGCAGGCCUCCAUUUUGGGGUCCAUCCUCGUCAACCUCCUCCCUAUUCUUGGCAGCGCUCUCAUUGCCGCCGACACCACCGGUGGCGACGACUCCCUCCGCAGUACCGAAACCCAGAUUUUGGCUUGUCUGCUCUUUGUGUCCGUCUUUGUCUUUAUGAUCCCUACUGCAUUCCACUUCACAUUCAAUGACGCCCACCGCAUCAAUGACAUGGUCGUCGACAUGAGCCGCGCCUCCGCCAUCCUCAUCCUCGUCAUGUACGUUGCCUACUUCCUGCACACCCUGCAAAGCAGCCACCGCGUCUUCUCCGACGACGAGGAGCAAGACCUGCCCCCGCCCGUGACGCCGCCGCCGCUGCUGCGCCGCCCCUCUCCCCCAUUGACACCCGGACCGCGCACCCUCCGCUUCGCCGACGGCGCCAAGACCAAGCCCACGUCGGACCUGUACGCCCGUCGCAUCUUUGAGAUUGGCCCCGCCAGCGUGGACUCGGACGGCGGCGGCGGCCCCGAGGAGCAGCCGCCGCCACCAACCCCGCGCGGCCGCUCCCUGACCGGCACCCACGGCCCGCACAGCGCCUACACCGUGUCCUCGCCACUGCUUCUCCCGCCGCACAUGCGCCUCUACCAGUCACGCUCCCGGUCCGCCGGAUCGAGCCGCAGCCGCGCCUCGUCCGGGAUGAGCAGCCGGCGGCGGCCGCGCUCCUUUGCGCGGGCCGGCCUGGCGCGCGUCCUCAGCAACGAUCGGCAGCAGCAGCGCGAAGAGAUGGCGGACGACGACGACGACGACGACACCAGCGGCCGGCUCGGCACCAUCCUGGCAUCCGGCACUGUGCUCCUCGUCGCGUCGCUGCUGCUCGCCGUCUCGGCGCGGCUGCUCGCCGGCACGCUCGACGCGGUGACGCGCCGCCGGGGCGUGUCCGGGGCCGUCAUCGGGCUCGUGCUGCUGCCGCUGGCCGGCAACCUGUCGGGGUUCCUGACGGUGGUGGCCGUGGCGGCGCGCGACAACCUGGACCUGGCCGUGGCCGUGUCGGCCGGCUCGGCGAUCCAGGUCGCGCUGUGCGCGGCGCCGCUGACGGUGCUCGCGGGCUGGGCGCUGGGGCGGCCCGUCGGGCUGGCGCUCGACGGGCUGCAGAUGGCCGUGCUGCUUGGCGCCGUGUCGCUCGUCAACUUGCUGGUGCUGGGCGGGGCGCAUGCCGGUGAUGGGCGCAGGGCGACGGGACUCAAAGGCGGGAUACUGUGCGCCUGCUUCCUCGUGAUUGGGUGA
Cordyceps militaris CM01 is the source of this 1986-nucleotide messenger RNA. RefSeq names its product sodium/calcium transporter, putative. Gene Ontology annotation, biological process: calcium ion transmembrane transport; intracellular calcium ion homeostasis. The coding region runs from base 1 to 1986 and encodes 661 amino acids. Gene Ontology annotation, cellular component: membrane. The transcript is spliced from 4 exons. The record is from RefSeq and is a predicted model, not a curated record. NCBI's taxonomy places the organism in Eukaryota, Fungi, Ascomycota, Sordariomycetes, Hypocreales, Cordycipitaceae. Gene Ontology annotation, molecular function: calcium:proton antiporter activity.